This is a messenger RNA of Conger conger (European conger), 5255 nucleotides long. It is a transcript of the gene arl8a, whose product is annotated as ADP-ribosylation factor-like 8A. Gene Ontology annotation, cellular component: lysosomal membrane. NCBI's taxonomy places the organism in Eukaryota, Metazoa, Chordata, Actinopteri, Anguilliformes, Congridae. Gene Ontology annotation, molecular function: GTPase activity; GTP binding. The transcript is spliced from 7 exons. The coding region runs from base 306 to 866 and encodes 186 amino acids. The record is from RefSeq and is a predicted model, not a curated record. Gene Ontology annotation, biological process: protein transport; anterograde axonal transport.
UGUGCAUUGUUUCGGAUCAGCUGUACAUGGAUCCGAAACCCCACCCAGCGAGGAAGGGCAAGCUAUAGGGAAACAGACGGGUAGUGAAAAAAUACUGGGUGCCGUAAGGAGCUGGGGUGGAAAUUGAACGUAUUCGAAAAAUACUAUAUACAUUCACGCAAAACAGCGAAUCGGAUAGAAAUACACACCCUAGCUAGCUACCUAGUAUUCCGGUUUCUCUCUGCGCGAUCUCAGCACGGCGGCGGUGUAGACAGUCAGCUGAUAUUUUGCUACAACAAUAUCCUCCACCGAGCCGCUUUUCCAAGAUGAUCGCCUUGUUUAACAAGCUCCUGGACUGGUUUAAAGCACUAUUUUGGAAAGAGGAGAUGGAGUUGACUCUGGUCGGUCUGCAGUAUUCGGGGAAGACUACCUUUGUGAACGUGAUUGCGUCUGGUCAGUUCAGCGAGGACAUGAUUCCCACUGUCGGGUUCAACAUGAGGAAGAUCACCAAGGGAAAUGUCACCAUCAAGUUGUGGGACAUUGGUGGACAGCCUCGAUUCCGGAGCAUGUGGGAACGCUACUGCCGUGGAGUCAGUGCUAUUGUGUACAUGGUUGAUGCUGCUGACCCAGAGAAGAUAGAGGCCUCAAAGAAUGAACUGCACAACUUGUUGGACAAACCCCAGCUUCAGGGUAUUCCUGUCCUUGUUCUGGGAAAUAAGAGGGAUCUUCCAGGUGCCUUGGAUGAGAAGGAACUGAUAGAGAGAAUGAAUCUGUCUGCAAUCCAGGACAGAGAGAUCUGCUGUUACUCCAUCUCCUGUAAGGAAAAGGACAACAUCGAUAUCACACUACAGUGGCUGAUCCAGCACUCCAGAACCAGGAGAAGCUGAAACUGUAGACGGAGUGACCUGAAUGACAGCAUCAUGAGACCACCCUGACCACCCCUUUCCUCCUCCUCCUCUUCCUCAUCCAGGAUCUUUUCCCUUCUGUAAAAAACUUCCCACCUCCAGCCUGCCCCCCCUACCCCAUCUUUUGCCAAGGUCCCUCCUGAUUCCGUUCUUGUAAAGAGGGUAUGAAGACUAUUAUUUGCACUUUUUCAAUAUUUUUGUUUUAUACUGUAUACUUUUGCUUUAUUUGAUUUCAACUGGAUGAAAUUUACUCAUGACAGUCACUGAUCAAAGAUCCUUUGUCCCCAGUUCACUUUUUCCCAUUUUUAAUUUUUGUGUAUAUACACAUCGCUCAUGACACCAAGUAUUAUUUGAGAGGCAACCUGUGUUACUCAUACUAGUUUAAAAACAAUAUGGAAGGUCAGGUCAACCUGGCACCUGUGCUUGUCCAGGUAAAUAUAAGUCUGUAUAUGAUAAAAAUGGAAGGAUUAUGAUUCAAUUGAGAAGCUGUGAACUAAAAUGAGAAUUUAUCAGCCUUAUUCAUUGUCCUUCUUCAUCAUACCUAUACUGCUUGUAUAAAUUGCCAAAAUAAGUGUCAGGUUAGAGGAGACCAUGAGAAUCUCCUGAUGUCUUUCAUAUGUUUGUAAAGUUUGAGGUGGUGGUUGCUGUGUCACAUGACAAUUGACCCUACCAAUCAGGCUUAGUUAUUUGUGUUUACUCUCAGUUUUUAUACUGAGCUUGCAUUGUGUUUUUUUUUUUUUUUUUUUUUUUUUUUUUUUUUGCAUUUGAAGCUGAAAUUGUCACAAGUAAAGCAAUUGAACAACAUGUUAGCUAUUUGCUAUUAGCUAUAAAGCAGGCAUUUUUGAUAUUGAGGAAUUUGACAAAGAAGCAAAUUUGAAAGAGUUGUUUAAGCUUUUUUGUUGAGACACUAAAAUACUUUUGUAUUGUUCAGUGCAAUAGUAUUUUAGCGCUUUAAGCUGCCAUUCAAAAAAAUGUCAUAGACUGUCAGCAAAUGCUAAAGUCUUCUUGUACUUCAUCAAAACCAUGCCUAUAUCGCUGUUUCAUUUAUGCACCAUAAUUUACAGCCAAGAAACCUUUACAACCUUAAUGUGAAAGUUUCACUUAAUGUGAAAAUUUUUUAAGAAUGUGUUUUGUGUGCUUGUCAUUUUACCCCAUGGAGUUUACUUAUAUUAAAUCAUAAAUUCUUAUUAUGGCUGUGCUUUGUUUACAACAAUAUAAUGUUAAUCAGAGUAGGAAGAUCAAUCACAUUUUAUUUUGUCUAACAUUUUAGUGCCAUUUAGAGUGUCUGUUCUUAUUUGCAUCCAAAUUGUUGAAGCGUUUUCAGUCUGUAGGAUUUGUUUUAUCCAUGUGAUACAAAAACAGUGGUGAUAACUAGAUGCUCAGACUGAAUAGAGUAAUAUAUAAACUUGAUUUACCCCAGCCCUGUUGGCAUCAUGGUGACACGUUUUAUGGCCUAAAAGCUUGUGGGACAUCAUGUUUCUCAAGAAUGAGCUGACCUUCCUUUCUCCAUAGGCUUAGCUGUUAAAUUGUUUUGUCUGUUUACUUGUAUCAUGCUACACUUUAACAGAGUCAUUAAGGGGGAUUAUUGAACCAAGUGACUAAUAGAGAACAUCUGAUAUUUAUGAUACUAAGUUAAUGACAGAUAUGCAGAUAUUAAUAAAACAAAAAUAUGUUUUCUGCUUAUGAUCCAAGUGUAACAGAAUUGUAUACGUUCGUUUUUACAGCAUGGGAAUAUAUUUUAUGCGGUGUUUCACAUGUAGAAGAUGUGUGUACUGACUGAGAUGUUAGAUGGUUUGCUGAUACAACUCUGAUCAUCUCGAAUGAUCUCCAUUUCCUCUGUCUCACUUUCUCUCUUAUUGAUUCAUUUUAACGGUCUAGGCCAUCUGUCCUCAGGUUCAUCUCCCUCAUGUGUGCAGUAGGCCUCAGGUUCAUCUCCCUCAUGUGUGCUGUAGGCCUCAGGUUAAUCUCCCUCAUGUGUGCUGUAGGCCUCAGGUUAAUCUCCCUCAUGUGUGCUGUAGGCCUCAGGUUCAUCUCCCUCAUGUGUGCAGUAGGCCUCAGGUUGUCUCCUAUGGGUUACACAAGUCUGAAUUAUGAAAUUAAUUGGAUCAUGGUAUCAUUUGGAAUGACUACAAAGUAUUUUAUUGUUCCAUAAAACACCAAGUUAAUCCAUUAUUCACGAUUACUUUUUGAUAUUUCUGCACUUCCUGCAUUGUAUUCCCAAAUUGCGUAGAUGAACUCCUGUGUUAUCCCUUCACUUUAAUAAAUAAACAGUGAAGAAAAACACUGGUUUUCACUGACAGUCAUCCAUCAAGGUAUUAUCUGAUUGUUUGCAUUCUUGUGAUUUGAUGGCAGGCAGCACUCAGAACAGGUUUCAGUAUCACCGCUUACCCUCCUCUCAGUGUAACCCUCUGUUGCCUCAUUUUGCUCCUGUUUUGCACGUCAGACUUUGUUUCAAAGCACCUGUUCCAACUAACGCUGAAUAGAGCAGCGAUAAGAGUUUAUUUUGGUAGGUACUGAACAUGGGUACAUUAUUAGAGUAAAUAUGUGUACAUUUUCUUUUCUUUUUUGUUGACAGGAUCUUGUAUAUAGUGACUUGAAACCAAAAGGACUUUGGAAGCGUUCUGCAGUUUAAUUACAGUUUACUGUGUCUGGGCAGCAUCUCGUUAUGUCUCCUGGUGGGAAGGAGAGAAUAGGCGUGAGUGCGUGAAUGUGCGUCUGAGUCAGUGCACCAUGAACACUAAAACGGAUCUAAAACGUGCUUUCACACACUCACAGCAUGGUGGACCCCCACCCUCUCCGAGCCUCUGCUACUCAUUCCUAACCCUGGAGGCCUGCAGACAGAAACGGUGUUUAAAAUUCAUUUCAAAGCACAGAUAUUUAAAAUUCAAAAGUACACAUUGUGUUUUACACAAAUCAUUCCCAAUCAAGAUACAAACAGCAAAAGAAACUUGUAAAGAUCAAUAUUUUUAUUAUUAGUAAUAGUAGUUGUAGUUAUAGUAGUAGCAAUAUUAGUCUGGCAUUUUAUGUUAUUGAAAUUUGACCUUUUUUUCAACAGCCUGAGCUGUAGAAAUAGCUGUAGAAAUAGCAUGGGCCCUUAUAUUCCUCUCACACAAUCCGUGGAGUUUUGGAAACAGUUGUAAGCGCAAGUAGGAAAGGGACAGCGGCUGCAUCUCUUACCCAUGAUUCCCUGCAGCACAGCGCGUAGCACAGGCUGAAAAACAUGCCAGGAGAGGCCUUGGUGCCUUCAGGGUGAAAGACCGAGUAGCUCUGGCUUAAUAUCACAUAGUGCAGUGAGACAUCUCCCAAGCCAUGGCAGUUGUGAAUCAGCCAUGAUUUUUGACAAAUUUGUUACAAAAACCUUUAUUCUUACUGAGACAUGGGAACCCUGAACUCUUUGAAGCUCCUUGGUUGUUUAUCUGUGUGUCAUUUUGUCUACCCUUCAAACCAACAUUCAGUAUCAGGAACUACAGUAAUUUUCCCUUUUGGGCUGUUUCCAGUUUAUUUUUUCUGUUUGUUUUUGUGUAUCUACACUGCAGUUUAGUAUUUGUGUGGAAUCUAUACCAUGCAUGUUUUUGGAGUAUUGCAGGGGAGUAACCAAUUUUCCAUUGUUGUCAUACCUGACUCAUUUUCUUUUUACUUUUUACUUUUUUUUUACUUCGAUUCAGCUGUGGGUGCCAUCAAAAACGCAACGUGGCUUUAGUAAAGAAAAAAGAGACUAAAAGGUGUAGCGUAAAAAAAACGAUUUCAACUUUUAUUUCCUCCACACCAUUCCAUUCACACUUUUCAGAAGUGUCUUCAGAAUUCAUUUUUGUUAUUGUUGAUUUCUAGAGAGCAUGUUGUCAUUUCGUUGUCUAAAGGGUCAGGGGUUCAGCAGCCCCCAAAACAACCGGUGGAUUCCUCCAGCAUGUGCCACUCUGGAAAUGAAAACAUUGGGGGGCCACAUUAUGUAUGGAAGUGGUAUGUACCUCCUCCUGUACUUUAUCACAUGCUAAUAUCAUGGAGCUCUUUUAUCACCAUGAACUGUAGCAUGUAAUGUCAGUGACAAACAUAUUACGCAGUAGUUUUCAAGAUAAAAAAAACAUGUAAUUAUUAUUUUUCUUAAAUAUGUACUAUAAAUGGCUGUUCUUUUCUUUUUAAUUAUUUUUGUUUUGAAAAAAUAACUUUGUAAAAAAUUGUCAACAUGGUCUGAUAUAACAAGAGAACUUGAGUGUUUCUGUAAUACAAAUUUGGAGAAAAAGAGUAAAAUAUACAAGCCAAUUUAUUUUAACUCCUGUUUAUAUUAUAUUGUCCUGCCAGUGAUAACUGUACUGUUGCUAUUGGUAUCUUGAAAUAAUUUAAGAAGAUAAAUAAACAAUUUACAACACAAUAAAA